AUGUUGGGAUUGCCCGGGAACUACAAGGAUAUUGCGGAUGAAGACGAGAGAGCUCGGCUUCGAGCUCAAGUGGAAAAAUCCAUUGUACUCUGGGCAUAUGAAACCAACACAAAGAGGACAAAUCCAGUCCUCCACGAGAUCUUUGACUUACCUCAAGGGCGUACAAGGAAAGAGACAGUAGCAUUUUCUACAAACACAUGGGAUGACGAUAUCAUACCCUUCAGGCAGUGCCUCAUCCCUGUUGCGCGCCAUUGGGACGAGAUGAAUAACAAGGUUGCUUGUCCGAUUAACGUCACAGACGAGGAACUGAAGACACAUGAUCGAGAGGGAGAAGGUUGGAAUGAGCAAGCUGACUUCUGGGACGCACUGCGAGGGUUUGCGGAGCGUGAUGGCUGGACUUCGAACGAGAAUUACGAGCGUGCACUUGAAACCUUCGCUGAACUUAGAGAGCUUGGAUUACGGGAUCUAACAGGAGAUGAACGAGCGCAUUUUCAAAAGCAAACGCGCUGA
Molecule: messenger RNA, 510 nt
Organism: Aspergillus lentulus
Lineage: Eukaryota; Fungi; Ascomycota; Eurotiomycetes; Eurotiales; Aspergillaceae
Cellular component (GO): mitochondrion
Source: RefSeq, a predicted model, not a curated record